AUGGCUGCCUGUCUCCCCCCCUUUGGGGUAUUUUCCUGCACAGAAAGCCUUCGCCGCAGGCAGGAUUUUAACGCGUGGAAUGAUUAUUUGGGGCUCUCUGCCCUCAUCGUGGGCGGCCUGCGCUGUUCAAAGCCCCGAGAAUCCACCAAGACCUCACAAAACCCUGAAAAACACCCCAAAAAGAGGCACGGCGCGGGCAGCGGGCGAGGCUGCAGCUUCUGCAGGAAUAACCGGGAGGCCGAGGAGUUCUACAGCAGCCACUGCCUGAAAGGGGCCGAUGGAACGAUUGUGUGCCCCGUGCUCAGGGCCUACAGGUGCCCCCUGUGCGGCGUUACCGGGGACCGAGCGCACACCGUCCGGUACUGCCCCUCGCGACCUCCUGUGACCGGCACGAGGGACAGAUGCCCCUGGAAGGGCCGCUGCUGA
This is a messenger RNA of Spea bombifrons (plains spadefoot toad), 426 nucleotides long. RefSeq names its product nanos C2HC-type zinc finger 1 (gene NANOS1). Gene Ontology annotation, cellular component: perinuclear region of cytoplasm. Bases 1 to 426 code for a protein of 141 amino acids. The record is from RefSeq and is a predicted model, not a curated record. Gene Ontology annotation, biological process: oogenesis; negative regulation of translation. Lineage: Eukaryota; Metazoa; Chordata; Amphibia; Anura; Pelobatidae. The transcript has a single exon. Gene Ontology annotation, molecular function: mRNA binding; zinc ion binding.